AAGCAUGAAGAACAACGGCACCAUGAACUACUUUACCGAAUCGUCCGACGAGGACGACGAGGAGACGGUCAUGAUCAAAAAAGUCCAGCAGGACAACAAACUAUGGGACUCGUUCCAGGAUCCGCCAAUACCGCAGACAUCCGGUUCGGCCGCCAGCCGGGAGUAUCUGCUCGUGUUCGUCAAAGGGCUGAAGGUGUUUACCUACAUCUUCGUGUUUCUCGUCAUUCUGGCCAGUGCGUGCUUUGCCAAGAUGUCCUUCCUGCUGAUGGUGUCCAACAUCAAGGAGGGUACCAAGAACCGUUACUGUGACGUCCGGCAGCCCGACAAGCAGUUCGAGGCGUACAUUCCACGCGAACAACGGGUGGCCUGGAUGUGGGCAAUUGUGUUCUCCUUUGCCGUGCCCGAGAUCGGGACCUUCAUCCGGGCGUCACGCAUUUGCUUCUUCAAGAACAUUCCCCGUCCUUCCUGGGGCCAGCUGCUGAUGGUUACGGUCAUGGAAAGCUUCCAUGUGAUUGGGCUGGCGAUUCUUGCGUUUCUCGUGUACCCGAACCUGGACGUCGUUAAGGCGGCCAUGCUGACGAACUGUGUCUGUCUCGUGCCGGCCAUUGGCGGGCUGCUAUCCCGCUCGCCCAAGGAGUCCAAGCUGGCGUUCAAGUACUUUUUCGAUCUGCUUGCGAUCAGUGCCCAGCUCACCGGGUACGUGGUGUGGCCACUGCUCAGCAACCAGUUCGAGCUAUGGUUCAUCCCGGGGGCCAUUUUUCUCGUAUCGUGUCACUGGUGGGAAAACUACCUUUCCCAGAAAAGUCUUCUGCGACCAAUCGCUUCGUUUGCGGCUGUGCGUGAAAAAUUGACCGACUGCCGAUACCAGACCCACCUGCUGAUCGCACCGUACAAAAUUUUGCUCUUCCUUGGCGCCUGCAUCUAUCUCUCGGAACAAUCGGUGUCCGAUUUCUUCGGCCUGUUUGAUAGUGGCUGGGGAAAUCACACCAUCACCGUACGCGAGAUGGAAGCCGUGCUGAACGAAAAGUUCCCGGACCUCUCGUCCAUCACGUCCGAUCUGGAGGUGCAUGAAAUAUUUCCCACCAGCAAUGCCAUCGUCUGGACCACCGUCACGCACAUCCUGUGUGCGUACCUGUGCUACAUCUUCAGCAAGUUCGCGUGCAAAAUCCAGAUCCAAAGCUUCUCGAUGGCAUUCCCCAUUAACCUGAGCGUCCCAGUUACCGUCACGCUACUGCUCGUGUUUUGCGGUCUGCGGGAAGCGGAUGUCUGUGCGUUCGAUAACAUCCUGCCGGAUUACAUCUUUUUCCGCAUGCCACCGAUUUACUACCUGUUCGAUUAUGUUGUAAAUGAAUUCUCCUGGCUCUGGUUGCUGUGGCUGCUGUCCCAGACCUGGAUCACGCGCCAUCUUUGGAUGGCGAAAAGUGAUCGAAAUGCCUCGACAGAGAAACUCUUUGUCACACCGAUGUACGACAGUCUCCUGAUAGAUCAAAGCGUAGCAAUGAAUCGCCGUCGUGAGGAUCAGGAAGACUUUGUCAAGAAAAUUGAUAUGGUGAAAGUAAAAGACACCGAAAAGGCGAACGAAAUCGAUGCGAAGGCUCACGAAGGCAAGAACGACAAGAUCAAACCGUACGAUCGCAUCCCACAGAUCUUCAUUUGCGCGACCAUGUGGCACGAAAACAAGGAGGAAUUGAUGGAGUUUUUAAAAUCGAUCCUUCGACUCGACGAAGAUCAGUGCGCGCGACGGAUGGCGAUGAAGCACAUCCAGGCGAACAAGGAUGACAUCGAUCCGGACUACUACGAUCUUGAGACACACAUUUUCUUCGACGAUGCCUUCGUAAAUGACAAAUCCAAGUGUGAGAGUGCCGAUGCCUCCCCACUGAACGCGUACGUGAAAACACUCAUCAACCACAUCGAGGAAGCGGCACUGGAAGUAUACAAAACCAAGAUGCGCGUGUAUCCACCGACGAAGAUAGUCACGCCGUACGGUGGUCGCCUGAUCUGGACACUGCCCGGGCGGACGAAAAUGAUAGCGCAUCUCAAGGACAAGAACAAGAUACGGCAUAAGAAGCGCUGGUCUCAGGUCAUGUACAUGUACUACCUGCUCGGCUAUCGGAUCAUGCAGCUGAACACGUCACCCGAGCGCAAGAUGGUCAUCGCCCAAAACACGUACCUGCUGGCACUGGAUGGGGACAUCGAUUUUCAGCCGAAUGCCGUCUCGCUGCUGGUCGGCCGAAUGAAGGUCGAUCCCGAUCUGGGAGCGGCCUGCGGGCGCAUCCAUCCGGUCGGUACGGGCCCGAUGGUAUGGUACCAGAUCUUCGAGUACGCCAUCGGGCAUUGGCUGCAGAAGGCCACCGAACACGUGAUCGGUUGCGUGCUGUGUUCUCCCGGUUGUUUUUCGCUCUUCCGCGGCCGAGCGCUGAUGGAGAACUCGGUCAUGAAGAAGUACACGACCAAGUCGGACCAGGCACGGCACUACGUGCAGUACGAUCAGGGCGAAGAUCGGUGGCUGUGCACGCUGCUGUUGAAGCAGAAAUUCCGCGUCGAAUAUUCGGCCGCCUCGGACGCCUACACUCACGCCCCGGAAGGAUUUAACGAGUUCUACAACCAGCGGCGCCGUUGGGUUCCCUCCACCAUUGCCAACAUUUUUGAUCUGCUAGCGGACGCGAAACGUGUCGUCAAGACGAACAACAGCAUCUCGAUGCCGUACAUCGUCUACCAGUGCAUGCUCAUGUUCGGUACGAUCCUCGGCCCGGGCACGAUCUUCCUCAUGAUGGUCGGUGCGUUGGUGGCCGUGUUUCGCAUCGACAUCUGGACCUCGUUCCUCUGGAACGGUGUGCCACUCGCCGGGUUUAUGGCCAUCUGCUACUGGAUGAAGCAAAAGUAUCAACUGAUUGCGGCCUUCUUCAUAUCGGCCAUCUACUCGCUGGUCAUGAUGGCCGUACUCGUCGGUAUUGUCGUGCAGGUGAUGGAGGACGGUAUACUUGCGCCCUCGUCGGUGUUCUUCGUCGCUGUUGCCCUUCAGAUCGUGAUUACCGGGCUGCUGCAUCCGCAGGAAAUGGAAGCAUUGCCAGCCGGGCUGGUCUACUACAUUACGAUUCCUUCCAUGUACAUGCUGCUCGUCAUCUACUCCGUGUUCAACAUGAACGACGUGUCCUGGGGCACUCGGGAAAACCCGGUGGACGCUGCCAAGAAGGCACCGCCACCGACGGCCGCCCCACCGGGAAAGAUGCAAAAAAUUCUCGGCUAUCUCCGGUCGCCCGAUAAGGAAGAGAACGGUUCGAUAGACAUCUCGAUCAAUGGGCUGUUUCGCUGUUUGCUCUGCACGCAUCCGAAGGCCAGCGCCGAAAAGGAGCAGAUCGCUCAAAUUGCUGCAUCCCUGAGCGAUAUUAGUGUGAAAAUGAAGGCACUGGAAAUGAAAUUAACCGGCAACGUCAGCGUAAUGAGAUCAGACGACGAAGAUGAUGACAUCGGCAGUCUCGAUAUGCAUCGCCCGGAAGGUAGUCGCGGCCCGUCCUCACCCUCCUCAACCUCCGGCGCUACGUCACCGAUCCAGACGGUGAAAAAUGAUUCGCUCGAAGAGCCUGAGAAGCAGAUUAACUAUCUUCCGGAUUGGUUGUACGAUGUGGAUCUGAAGAACGGUGACACUGAAACGAUAUCUGCCUCGGAGGAACUGUUCUGGAUUGAGCUAAUCGAGAAGUACCUCAAACCGCUCGAUCUGUCCGCGAAGCAAAAGGACGAGAUGAAGUCACAGCUGAAGGGUCUCCGCGAUCUGGCCGUGUUUGCCUUCGUGAUGGCGAACGCACUCUUUGUCCUGGUCAUCUUUCUGCUGCAGCUGAAGAAACAGGAGCUGCACAUCGAGUGGUGGUUCAACGUGAAGAACAAGAUCAGCUUCGACGAGAGCACCGUUGAGAUUAUGGUCCGCCGGGAGUACCUCGAGCUCGAACCGAUCGGGCUGGUGUUUGUGAUGUUUUUCGGCUUGAUUCUCAUCAUCCAGUUUAUCGCCAUGCUGAUGCAUCGUUUCGGCACGAUCUCGCAGAUUCUCGCCUCGACCGAGUUGAACUGGUAUUGUUCGAAGAAGGCGAAGGAUAUGUCGCUCGAUGCGGAACUGCGCGAGAACGCGGUCGAAAUCGCGCGCCGUCUGCAGCGCCCCAAACCACAGUGGGACGAGGAAGAUCUGGAAGACGAGCAGAAAGCAAUUGGACGACGCGAUACGAUCCAUCGCAUACUCUACCAGCACAAAAACAAACAGGACUGGAGCAAUCUGGAGGCGAACUUCAAGCGCAACUACUACAAGGAUGGUGAAUUGGACCUGGGUCACCGGCUCACACUCAGCCGCAAAACGCUGAACGUGCUCGAUACGCGCCGCAAAUCGAUGGCGGAACAGCGAAAGAUCCGCAAAUCGAUCAUCCGAGGUCAGAACCCGUACGACUCCGGUGGUGAUCUUUGGUAUCCGGACGAACCACCGCAUCAGCAGAAUUCUCCCGGUGCACGAUCGUACAGUGGUGGCGGUGGCGGUGGUAAUCGGAAGCGUAGCAGCGCCAACCGUGGCGGUCGUCAGUCGGCCAACAGCGGUCUCGGUGCCGGAGGUCGUACCAACUUUGCGUACCAAGUGGAUGACGAUUUCGAUGAUAACUUUUCCGACGAAGACACCCGCGAACGCGUGCAGUACCGCCGACCGACGGUGGAGUUGGAGAUGGCCGAACGGGCAAACCGGCCACCGAAGAAUCGAAAGAGCCGAGUUGCCUUCGCAUAGUUGGCCACUUCGGGGUGUGCUGGCGCACUGGCAAAGAGUACAAGACACCGAAAGUAACAAAUUACUGCUCAUGAGGUUCCUGUUGAGUUGACGCAAACUUCCGCAAACUGCUGUGGAUGCGGUUAAGAUGAAGCUCCCGCUACCAUCAACCAACGAUACGCCAACUCUAGCAACACAGUGCGAGCGAAACGAGUCAACAGUGAAGAACAAAAAAAAGCCACCCCCAAAACGAAAGUUUCUUCCGUGCAAGAUGAGCUUCACCGAGCGACAACAAAGCAACAACAACAAACAAAAAAAAACACAUCCCCCCCCCUGCUACUCGGCGAGAAAUGAUGAAGGAACCGGAAGAUUAUAGCUCAACACGAGUGGAACGUAGCGUUCGGAUAGGAGUGCCAAACCAGAAGCGUUGAGCAGUUUCUCAUUUUCACAAAACUAUUUGACUGCAGGCCACCGAAACCAGGGCAGGGCGCAACCAGCAACACAUUCCACAACCCCUAGCGACGCGUUACGACAUCCUCCGAGCAAUCGCUUACCCACGCUCGGUACGAUUUUUCACUGUACUGAUCCAAGGAAGGAAAUUUAAUCACUUCUACAAAUGAUUAUCAUAAUAAACUUUUCCUCUAG
Anopheles moucheti is the source of this 5377-nucleotide messenger RNA. RefSeq names its product chitin synthase chs-2-like. NCBI's taxonomy places the organism in Eukaryota, Metazoa, Arthropoda, Insecta, Diptera, Culicidae. The transcript has 9 exons. The record is from RefSeq and is a predicted model, not a curated record. Gene Ontology annotation, molecular function: chitin synthase activity. Gene Ontology annotation, cellular component: cell septum; cell periphery. Bases 5 to 4753 code for a protein of 1582 amino acids.